AUGGCUCCUCGGAGUCAACCCCUGCCGCAGGCGGCAACAGAAAGUGCACGAGAGGCAAGGAGAGCGUUCUUCUGCGAAUUAUGCCAAAAAGGCUACGCAAGAUCCACAGAUUUCGAAGCACAUGAAGGGAGCUACGAUCAUCAACACCGAAAACGAUUAAAAGACAUGAAGUCCCUGACCAAAGACCCAAACGCCGCGGCUCGCCAGCGCGCGGCAGAGGAGAAGGCGAAUGAGAAUGCUGCCCUGAAGUCCGUGUCUAUGCCACUCUCUGGACUGGGGUCGAAUGGUGCAGCGGGCGGGAAGAAGAAGCCUGUGUUCAAAAGUACUUUGCAGCCUCAGAAUGCCGCACUUGCGCCCAAGGUUAUUGGACAGGUUGAUCUCCUUGGCUCUCGCGCCGAGGACUGGAAUGGUGCAAUCGCGAACGGAUGGGCUCGUGACGCCUACGAUCCUGAGAAAGUGACGGAGUAUGGCGAUGUGGAGAGUGCAGAUCUGUUGAAGGAGUUUGGAGAACCUGAGGAGGUGAAUAUUGGUCACCGCUGA
Messenger RNA from Ramularia collo-cygni, 540 nucleotides. RefSeq lists its product as uncharacterized. The record is from RefSeq and is a predicted model, not a curated record. Bases 1 to 540 code for a protein of 179 amino acids. NCBI's taxonomy places the organism in Eukaryota, Fungi, Ascomycota, Dothideomycetes, Mycosphaerellales, Mycosphaerellaceae. The transcript has 4 exons.